Messenger RNA from Closterium sp. Yama58-4, 2943 nucleotides. The record is from the annotation of a GenBank genome assembly. Lineage: Eukaryota; Viridiplantae; Streptophyta; Zygnematophyceae; Desmidiales; Closteriaceae.
AUGGUAGGCGCCGUAGGUGACACGGGGGUGGUGGACACCCUGGAGGCACGGCUGGAGAGCGCGAAGAGACGCCAUGAGGCGAAGGAGUUCGGCGACAUCCCUUGGGCGGUCGUCGACGCUGGCAUCCGUUCCGUGUGGGCGACGGAGCACCCUCCUUCUCAGCCUGCGUCUCCUCAACCGGUGAACGACGAAGGCGGCGUCGACGUGGGCGUCAACGCCGGGGGCGACCAAGUCGGCAGCAGUGCGGGAGGCACGUCGUCGAGGCAGCGUUCAGGCGCGAGGAAUGCGGUCGUCGGCGGCUGCAGGCUCCUCGCAGGGAUCUUGGUCACUCCCCUGCUGGUUGGUCGACCCGACAUACUCACCUGGAAGGAAGCCAUCGAGCCUCAGCUGGAGAUGGCCGGACUGAUAAACUUUGCUCGUGGUACUGUGGCGACGCCGGACGACCCCGACUUGCGAGCGGAGUUCCGCGCUGUGCAGCUGUUGACCUUCACAAUCAUCUCACGGUGCUGCUCGCCGGGCGUGCAGAUCGCCUUGAAGUGGUGCAGAGAGUACCUCGACGCCGGCCACCAGGCGUGGCACUUCAUCGAGUCGACCUACCAAGUCACCGACGACUUGUUCAUCGCCCAACUGGAGGGGCAGCUGACACACCUGCGUAUGGGCGACCAGGAAACGGCGACCGACUACUGCAACCGAGCCCGGCGAAUUCUCGCCACCAUCAGGAUGGCCGGCGCGGAGUACUCGACGGCGUCGUACGUCACCCAUGUCAUGCAGGGACUCCCGAGCAGCUACAACUUGCUGAAGCGGCUGUCGAUGGUGCCGAGCACGCGGGCGACGCUCAACGAGGACACGUUGACCUCGUACAUCCUGCAGGACGAGGCGAUGCAGGAGGCCGAGCGGUCCCAAGAGCUCUUGGCGCAGUCGACCAAGGAAGUCGACAAGAAGAAGUCGACCAAGGACAACGGCCGAGGAGGAGGAAGUCGACGUCGGGAAUGCUGGCUGUGCGGCGACCCCGACCACCUCUCCUUCGAGUGCCCCGACCGCAGUGACUCGGACGACGACGACAAGGGAGGCCGCGGGAGGUCUGUCAGUCCUCGACCUCGUCGAGGAUGGAGCCAGCCGUGCAAGGAGAAGCAGUCGACCAAGUCGUCGACCUCGGCGAAGGACGCCGACUCCUCUGCUGGCGGCAAGGGGCGAGACGACAAGUCGGCGUCGUGCUCUCUGGUCGGCGUCGUGGAGCCGACCGUUUCGCUGGCGCCAGAGGCCGGCGAGGACUUCCAGGCGAUGGCGGCAGCUGUGCAGGCUAACCCGGCGGUGGUCCUGCUCGACAGCGGCUGCUCCCACCACCUGAUGGGGACAAAGGACGCCUUCGUCGACCUGGGGCCGAGCGGCGACGUGAAGCACGUGCGUGGCUUCAAUGGGGCGCUGCAGGACGUCCAGGGCCGCGGCACCGUCGCCCUGCAAGGCGAGGCCGGGAAGCAGGUGCUCAUCCCCGACGUGCUGUACGUCCUGGGUGUGCGAGCAAACCUGCUGUCGUCCGGCCAGUUGAAGGAGCACGGCGUGAAGUUUCGGGAGGACGGCGAUGAGAUGCUGCUCGUCUCGGCAGCAGGGAAGGUACUUGGUCGGGCGACGUACUCCGGGCGAGUCCUCUGCACCGACCUGCGUCCCUGCUCAACGAGGUCGAUGUCGCCAAUGCCGGAGAUUGUGGCCCUGCGGGUGAUCGUCUCCAAGACGAAGUCGACGCCAGACAGGAUGCAUGCUCGGCUUGCGCACGUCGGCAUGGACACCAUCCGGAGCUCGGCGAAGAACGAGGUCGCCAUUGGGCUGGACCUCAAGUCGGCGACGGGCGCCGACUCACCGUGUGUCUCGUGCGUCGGCGGGAAGCUGGCACGGCACACCUUCCCCGACCAAGGCUCCGACGCCGCCGACGUGCUAGCCGUCGUCCACAUCGACCUGUGCGGGCCGUUCCGCGUUACUGAAGGACCGCAGACGAAGAAGUCGGUGUUGAUGCUGCGCUCGGACCAAGGCGGGGAAUUCCUCGGGAGGACGUUCACCGACUUCGUGGACGGCAAGGGGAUCGUCCACGACCUGACCUGCCCGUACACCCCGCAGCAGAACGGCAUGGCGGAGCGGGAGAUGCGGACGGUGGUGGAGUCGGUGCGGACGAUGCUGCUGCACAUGGGCGUGCAGCACCACUGGUGGCACCUUGCUCUGCGGCAGGCCGUCUGGAUCCGCAACUGCCUGGAGCGGUCGGCCACGCCGGGGACGACGCCGUACCAGCUGCUGACUGGGACGAAGCCCGACUUGUCGCUGGCGCGCGUGUGGGGCUGCAUGGCGCAGUUCCUUGUCCCCGAGCAGCAGCGUGGUGGUAAGCUGAAGCCGAAGGCCAGGUGGGGCCUUCACCUCGGCGUGUCGGAGGCGAGCAAGGGCUGGGAGCUCCUUGACAUUGCAGCCAACCAGGUGGUCACCACGUCGGACGUGGUGUUCUACGAGGACAUGUCGUUGGAGGAGUGGAAGUCGGCGCACGGGCCUGUGUCAGGGCGGACGCUGAUGGCCACGCCAACGGAUACCUCGACGGCAACUCUCCCUCUGCUCGCCGAGGUCGGUGAGCUUGCUGAGGACGACGCCGAGGUCGUCCACCCUUCCUCCCCCUCCCCUGCCCCUCCCCUCGUCGACCUGCGUGGGCUGACUCCGCUGUCGGCCUCCGGCGAUGAGGGGAGCAAUGGGACGUCGCCUGUGGCGCCGACCAAGGGCAUCGCCAGUGGCCGACGGGACGAGCAGCAAGUCGACGAGCAGCAGGUCGACCUAGGAGGAGUGCAGUCGACCUGGAUAAGGGGGGAGCAGGUCGAGGAGGUGCAGCCGAUUUGGGAGCAGCCCACAAGGAAGCAGGCAGCUGCAAGCCGACCAAGGAGCAAUCGGCGACCUGGCAGUCGGCAGGGGAGCUGA